AACAAAUAUGGCGACUCAUAUCAAGUGUUUUUCUACCUGCUGACUGGAAAAAAUUUAUUUUUGUUAAAAAAUUUGCAAAAAAUUAAACAGAUAAUGAAAAUAACUAUAAACAUAAAAUUUUGCUGAAACAAUACUUUAUAUUUGUAUUAAAAAUUAUAUUAAAAGUCUUACGAAUCAACUAAUAAAUACAAAAAGAAAAAAUCAGUGGAGAAAAAAUUUUUGCGAUAAAAAUCGAUUGUCCAAAGAAAUCUUCAGUUCAAAUACGUCUCAAAUCUGUACUAAUGAAAAAAACAAAGUCACACACUCCAGUCAGUCGUUUAUUAUAUGUGCGCGAAAGUGGAUGAAGAAACAACAAGAAGUGGGUGAAGUGGUAUAGAAACAAAUUAAUAUGGAAUAAAAAAUAUAAUUCAUAUACAUAUGUGUCUAUUUAAUAUUUUGUAAAUAAUAUAAAGCUAAAGUAAAUAAAUUUAAAAACGACUAAGCGAAAAAAAUUAAAUACAAAAGUGAAAAUAAAUGUUAAUUAACAAACAAAGAAAAUCUAGGAAAACAAACGAAAUGUUCUAAUCAAAAAAACUCUGUAAAAUAAACAUGCAAGCUAACAACAAAUAGAUUUAGUUAAUUUACAUUUAAUAACAAAUAAAAAACAAAAACAAAACUUAAUAUAAAAUAAAUAAUAAUAUAAUAAAAAUAAUAAACAAAUAAAAUCCAUAAUUAAAUACCGCAAGUCGUAACUAAACGCACACAGUCAUUUCCUUUUUAAAUGGUCUAUACCAGGUGCGUGUAAAAAAGCAUUCCUUGCUAAACUUUAAAUAUAUACAAAGAAAAAAGAAAAAGUCCAAUAUCAUACUGCCUCCUACCCUUUAACAACUCUUGGUUUUUUUUGCUAUAAACGUCUGGUGUUUUUAGCUAAAACAACUUCCUGUAAACUAAUACAUUAACAAUAACAAAAUAAUAUUUAAAAACCAACCAACAACAAAGCAAACAAAUUGAAAAUCCUCUUGAAAAAGAAACAAAAAAAAGCCACACGAAGCCAAAAAUAUCCACAAUAUAUUGAAAUACUUAACAACUGGGUGUUUCUACGAACGAGCGACACUUUUUAAAGUUGGAAACUUAAAAUCAACAAAAAAACAAAACUACAAUAAAAAAAAGAAAAUACUCCAUCCAUAAUCAGGCAAACUAAGCCAACUAAGUACAGAACUAACUAACGAAAUAUUGAGUCAGUCAGACAUUUAUACAACAACCAACAAACAAACAAAUAAUAAAGAACUAAAAUUGAAAAAGAAGUUAUACUACAACCAGUCAACCCAACUUAAACAAAACAUAAAAAGAAAAACUAUCAAAAUCUAUCGUCCUACUUAUUGUCAUAAUAAUAAAAAAGAAACUAGAGAAAACUAAAGGAAAAUACUGAAAUUAAAUAGUAUACAAUUUUAUUUUAUAUUAAAACUAUAUAUUUGUGGUAGUCUCGUCUUUGUCGCUUUUACACGUAUUACCUAAAAAGUAGCUGCUAAGUGAGUGAGUGUUUGUGUAAAAUUUUAUUACGUGUUCGUGUCUACUUGUUUUUCAACUGUUCAAUAGUGGCUUCUAAGCUUAUCAAACAACCCAACAGUCAAACGAACCGUCAGGCAGCCAACUAACAACUAGCAACUAUAAAACCACCCACUCAGCAGGGGCAGCCUGUUUCCUUUCUUAUCAUUAUUUAUGCCUGCAAAUCUAAAUAAUUUCCACUUUUAAUAACUGCACACUUGGAUUGAAUUGGAUUGUAAAGGAUUAGUGUUGUUGUAGUUAUAGCCGUUACGUGUAAAGUGUGGUAGUAGUUGUGGUAAUUCUUUAGCAACUACUAUACCACCCACCCCCAUCACAUCUUUAAUUUAGACUUCACCACGAACUUUCAUACUCUCCUGUCUGCCGUCAGUCUUCGUCAUCAUCAAACUGUAUUUAUUUAAUACUCAAAAUGUCAACGGAUAAGAUCAAAGUUGCUGUCAGGGUGCGACCCUUCAAUCGUCGUGAAAUCGAAUUAGGCACAAAAUGUAUUGUCGAAAUGGAAAAACAGCAGACAAUUCUGCACAAUCCUCCAGCCAUAGAUAAAAUAGAAAGCCGGAAACCCCCCAAGACAUUUGCAUUUGAUCAUUGUUUCUAUUCAUUAAAUCCAAAUGAUGAGAAUUUUGCUUCACAAGAGACUGUUUUCGAUUGUGUGGGACGUGAUAUAUUGGAUAAUGCAUUUCAAGGUUAUAAUGCUUGCAUAUUUGCCUAUGGACAAACUGGUUCGGGUAAAUCCUAUACCAUGAUGGGUACUCAAGAAUCUAAGGGUAUUAUACCGCGUUUGUGUGAUAAUUUAUUUUCGGCCAUUUCCAAUAAAUCCACACAAGAACUUAUGUACAAAGUGGAAGUAUCCUAUAUGGAAAUAUAUAAUGAAAAAGUUCAUGAUCUCUUAGAUCCUAAACCAAAUAAACAGUCUUUAAAGGUGCGUGAGCACAAUGUAUUGGGUCCAUAUGUGGACGGUUUAUCUCAAUUGGCAGUUGCAUCAUAUCAAGAUAUUGAUAAUCUUAUGACUGAGGGAAAUAAAUCACGUACUGUGGCUGCUACAAAUAUGAAUGCCGAAUCAUCUAGAUCUCAUGCUGUGUUCUCAGUAGUAUUAACUCAGAUUUUAACUGAUCAGGCUUCGGGUGUAACCGGUGAAAAGGUAUCACGCAUGUCUUUGGUGGAUUUAGCAGGUUCUGAGAGAGCUGUUAAAACAGGUGCUGUGGGUGAUCGCUUGAAAGAGGGUUCAAAUAUUAACAAAUCACUUACUACCUUGGGUUUGGUUAUUUCAAAAUUGGCCGAUCAAUCUAAUGGCAAAAAGAGUGGUGGAGAUAAAUUCGUUCCCUAUCGUGAUUCAGUGUUAACGUGGCUUUUAAAAGACAAUUUGGGUGGCAACUCUCGCACCGUGAUGGUGGCCACAAUAUCUCCAUCGGCUGAUAAUUUUGAAGAAACCUUGUCUACUUUACGUUAUGCUGAUCGUGCUAAACGUAUUGUCAAUCACGCCGUGGUCAAUGAGGAUCCUAAUGCUCGUAUUAUUCGUGAACUACGUCAUGAAGUGGAGACUUUGAGAAACAUGCUUAAACAUGCCACUGGUUCACCAGUGGGUGAUAUCAAUGAUAAGUUGGCAGAAAGUGAAAAUCUAAUGAAACAAAUUUCUCAAACAUGGGAAGAGAAAUUGGUUAAAACUGAACGUAUACAAAAUGAGCGUCAACAGGCUUUAGAAAAGAUGGGUAUUAGUGUACAAGCUAGCGGUAUUAUGGUGGAGAAAAACAAAUAUUAUUUAGUCAAUUUAAAUGCAGAUCCGUCCCUUAAUGAGUUGUUAGUUUACUAUCUUAAAGAACGUACAUUAAUCGGUGGCCAUACUAUAAGUGGUCCUCAGCCAGAUAUUCAACUAUCGGGUUUGGGUAUUCAGCCCGAACAUUGUGUCAUUACCAUAGAAGAUGGUGGUCUCUUUUUGGAACCAUUUCCCGGAGCACGUUGUUUUGUAAAUGGCUAUGCAGCCGUAGAGAAAACUCCCAUAGCUAACGGUGAUCGUAUUUUAUGGGGUAAUCAUCAUUUUUUCCGCGUAAAUUGUCCCAAAUCGGCUAAUGCCAAUAUGAAUUCGGAACCUCAAACGCCGGCUCAAUUGAUCGAUUAUAAUUUUGCACGUGAUGAAAUUAUGCAAAAUGAAUUAAGUAAUGAUCCGAUACAAACUGCUAUAGCGCGACUGGAACGUCAGCAUGAGGAAGACAAGCAGGUGGCAUUGGAGAAACAAAGACAAGAAUAUGAGCGACAAUUUCAGCAAUUGCGCAAUAUUUUGUCGCCCAGUACACCCUAUGCACCCUAUACUCCCUACGAUCCCUUGCGUUUGGGUAAAAUUACACCAAAUACACCAACCUCGCAAAUGCGUGUGGAAAAAUGGGCCCAAGAACGCGAUGAAAUGUUUAAACGCUCUUUGGGUCAGUUGAAGAAUGACAUUAUGCGAGCUAAUGCUUUAGUACAAGAAGCCAAUUUUCUUGCCGAGGAAAUGGAAAAGAAAACUAAAUUCUCUGUAACCCUACAAAUUCCUCCCGCAAACUUAAGUCCCAAUAGAAGGCGUGGUGCAUUUGUAAGUGAACCGGCCAUUUUAGUGAAACGUCUUAAUUCGGGUAGUCAGAUUUGGAGUAUGGAGAAAUUGGAAAAUAAACUAAUUGAUAUGAGAGAAAUGUAUCAAGAACACAAGGAACGCGUCUUAAAUGGUUUGCUUCUCAUUGAGACCUUCUCAGAUGAGGAAGAUUCCGACGAGGAAAAUGAAAACUCUAAAAGUUUAGAUCCUUUCUAUGAGUCACAAGAAAAUCACAAUUUAAUUGGUGUGGCAAAUAUUUUCUUGGAAGUGCUGUUCCAUGAUGUAAAAUUAGAUUAUCAUACACCCAUUAUAAGUCAACAAGGUGAAGUUGCUGGUCGACUUCAGGUCGAAAUACAACGUAUUGCCGGUCAAAUGCCCCAAGAUCGCAUGUGUGAAUCAAUAUCGGAAUCCUCUUCGGACUCACGAGAUGAUUAUGAAGAUGCUCCCGAUCCGAUGGCAAAUCAAGUAACUUGUCGUGUUACUAUUAAAUGUGCCUCAGGCUUGCCACUCUCGUUGUCGAACUUUGUUUUUUGCCAAUAUACAUUUUGGGGUCAUCAGGAAACUGUGGUACCCGUUAUUAAUGCCGAAACUACGCCAAGAGAUCAGAAUAUGAUCUUUAAAUUUGAACAUACCAAGGAUUUCACAGUGACCAUAAACGAAGAAUUCUUGGAACAUUGCAUAGAAGGUGCUCUUUCAAUUGAGGUUUGGGGUCAUCGUAGUGCUGGUUUCUCCAAGUCCAAAGGUUGGGAAGUGGAGCAACAACAGGCCAAGGCACGCUCCUUAGUGGAUCGUUGGGCUGAAUUAUCGCGUAAAAUAGAGUUAUGGGUGGAAAUUCAUGAACUCAAUGAUAAUGGUGAAUAUGCACCGGUUGAAGUAUCCAAUCCUACAGAAGUAUUAACCGGAGGCAUCUAUCAGUUGCGUCAAGGUCAACAGCGCCGUGUACAUGUACGUGUCAAGCCCGUACAAAAUUCCGGUACUUUGCCGAUAAUUUGCCAGUCAAUAGUUAAUAUAGCUAUUGGUAGUGUUACCGUGCGUUCACGUCUGCAGAGAGCCCUUGAUUCUUAUCAAGAAGAAGAUCUUACCAUAUUGAGAGAAAAAUGGAGCGAGGCUUUAGGCAGAAGACGCCAGUAUCUCGAUCAACAAAUACAAAAACUCAUAAAAAAGGAGGAGAAAACCGAAGAAGAACGUGAACGAGAAUUAAGUUUAGUACAUCAGUGGGUGUCACUAACCGAAGAACGUAAUGCGGUAUUGGUACCAGCACCUGGUUCGGGUAUACCUGGAGCUCCGGCUUCUUGGAAUCCACCAUCUGGCAUGGAACCCCAUGUACCAGUUUUAUUCCUUAAUCUAAAUGCCGAUGAUCUCUCAGCUCAAAAUACUAACGAUGAAUUUUCUAUUGCUGGUAUAAACUCCAUACUCUCCAAAGAACAUGGACAUAAAUUCUAUACAUUACAAAUCUUACAACACUUGGAUAAAGAUGUUUGUGCAAUAGCCAGUUGGGAUUCUUCGAUGCACGAUAGUCCCGCUCUGAAUCGUGUAACCGAGGCAAACGAACGUGUCUACUUGAUUUUACGUACCACAGUGCGUCUAUCACAUCCAGCACCCAUGGAUUUGGUAUUGCGCAAACGUCUCUGCAUUAACAUUAAAAAGGGACCAAGCAUAACAGAUCGUUUGAAAAAGUUCCGUUUAGUAAGAACUGAAAAUACAAUUGCCUGUACAGGCGUUACCUAUGAGGUUGUAUCGAAUAUACCCAAAGCUUCCGAAGAGUUGGAAGAUCGUGAAUCUUUGGCUCAAUUGGCCGCCAGUGGAGAUGAUUGUUCAGCUAGUGAUGGUGAAACUUAUAUAGAAAAAUAUACACGUGGCGUCUCGGCAGUAGAAAGCAUUUUAACUUUGGAUCGUUUAAGACAAAAUGUGGCUGUUAAAGAACUGGAAACUGCUCAUGGCCAACCAUUAACUAUGCGCAAAACUUGCAGUGUACCCAACUUCUCACAGGCGGUUAAAGAAACACCAAAUCCUGGAACAAUUAUGCGUUUUGAUGCUUCUAUGGAAUCUUUGCUAAAUGUGGGACGAUCUGAAUCCUUUGUAGAUUUGAAUCAAUCAUUAGGUUCAAAAUUCUUACCACAGCAAGCACAAACUACACCAGGCACUAUGAGAGACUUUGGUACACGUUCACGUCAUAGUUUUGGCGGUAAAGGUAGUAAUGAUGAUUCUCCAGGAAAAGCAUUUGGUAUUGGCUCCUAUUUGUCAGCUCGUCCGACAUUUUUGAAUUUAAAUUUAAAUUCAAACUUUAGGCCACAGCCAACAAAACCAUCACCAGCUACGAGCAAAUUGAUGGGUAUGCGUAUGACAACAUUGCAUGAAGAACCGUUGGGAGGUCAUCGUUCUUUGGCUGAAGAAGCUGAGGAUAGUUACAGUGAUUCAGAAUAUACAAAUGAAUAUGAACAGGAAAAGAAUCAACGUAAUAAUUAUCAAACACCACGAUCACGUCUUACCUCCUCCAAAACCAUGGAUUCAUUUAUGGAUGUUAGCACACACUCAAAUAACAGUUAUUUAAGUUAUACAUCCAAUGUUAAUGCAAAUUUAAAACAUUUGACUGGCUUGGCCACACCCAGCAUGAGUUCAUCAACUUCAAGUGGUUAUGGAUCUCAAGCUGUUUCCUGCACCAAUUUAACUAAUGAUGAUAUUGUCUCAAUGCGCUCUAUGAGCAUUGACGAAACUCCAGACUUUGAUCGCAUAAAUUCGAAUUCCCCACCAAAUCGUCAAACGCAUCGAGUAAAUCCAUUCCUUAAAGAUAUGCCAAAGCCCUCGACUAACCACAAACACAUGGAAACUUUACCCACAAAUUCUGAAAUUCAACAACUAAAGUCACAAAAUCAAAAUGAUUUAGCAACAACAACCACAACUACAACACAGCUGCCAACAGAAAUUAUCAAUGCUCCUCUAACCACAAAAACAGAACAAGACCAACAACAGCAACAACUUGUCAUUGAAAAUAUCAACAACAGUGAGGAGGAGCAGAAACAGCAUUUGAAAAAUGAUCUCAACAAUGAAAGCCAAACUAAUAAUACUACCAACAACAGCACCACCAUCACAACAACAAAAACAAUACAGCCACAGGAGGAGCAUGAUCAAGAUCAAACGAUUAAAAAUCUUAACAAUAACCAAACAAAUUCCAACAACAAUGAUUCCAGCUCAAAUACCGACAAUCAAAACGGCAACGAAAUUAUGGAAGAAGGUACUGGUAUAGUAAGGACACCUCUGCCAGCUGGUAAAGUAGUGAGAAGAAAAAAGACCCCUCCUCAGACGGGUGGUGGUAAUGGGAAUGGUAAUGAUUUGAUGACCUCUAGUGUUACAAAUACAACGACCAUUAAUAAUAAUAAUAAUCGUUCAAAUGCUAUGCAUCGUGCUUCGUUGGCUAAAAUGGAGGGUCUAUUGUCAAACUCUAAUGAUCAUUUGAAUGUUUCAUCGUCGAUGUCAACUAGCAUGGAAAUUGAGGAUGAUAAACAUAUUGAUGUAACUUUACCCGAUUGGGUUGUGGUUGGUGAAUCGGUUUUAAUAAGACCUUAUAACACCAGCGGAGUUAUCAGUUAUGUCGGCACUACACACUUCCAAAAGGGAACAUGGAUUGGCGUAGAACUUGAUACACCAACGGGUAAAAAUGAUGGCAGUGUUCAGGGUAUACAAUAUUUCCAAUGUAAACCCAAACAUGGUAUGUUUGUAAGAUUCGAUAAAUUAAUAUUGGACAAACGAGGCAAAGCAAUGAGAGCCUACAAAGCCGAAAAAACAAGCAAAGAAGCUGCUUUGCCACGCUCAAAAAGUCGCGGUGAAUCUUUGAGCACUUUAAGUGUCUCUGGUGGGCGUAAAUGAUUAUUUCCGAAAUGUUCGCAUCAAAUGCAACGAUGGGCUAAUUGUAGGCAAUCCACAUUAGUUACGGCCACCAUAAAUAGAACUAAUAGUAAUAACAUAACAACCAAUAGCAACAAUCAUACAAACACAACAAAUGGAAUACCAGUGCCAAAUCAAAAGAUUUACCCGAAAACUGAGACAACAGCCACAGUAACUGAUAAUAAUAUGUUUACUAAACGCACAUGUUCUAUAAUGCGUCUAACAACGGGACGUAAUCAUUGUAAUACUACUACACCCUUAAACACAGAUGCGAAUACGAUUAAUACGAAAAAAUAUAAUAGACGCUCUACGGCAUUUUGAACUCAACAAUAUGAAUUUUAUGAAUAAAUAUAAAUUCUUAUAAAAGAAAUGCCGCUAGAUGCUUUUUACACAACUACAAACAUAUGUACUACUACUACAUAAAUAAAUUUAUAAUAAAUAAAA
Messenger RNA from Lucilia cuprina (Australian sheep blowfly), 8428 nucleotides. RefSeq names its product kinesin-like protein KIF13A (gene Khc-73). The transcript is spliced from 22 exons. Gene Ontology annotation, cellular component: kinesin complex; microtubule. Bases 1952 to 7966 code for a protein of 2004 amino acids. Gene Ontology annotation, molecular function: ATP binding; microtubule binding; microtubule motor activity. Lineage: Eukaryota; Metazoa; Arthropoda; Insecta; Diptera; Calliphoridae. The record is from RefSeq and is a predicted model, not a curated record. Gene Ontology annotation, biological process: microtubule-based movement; cytoskeleton-dependent intracellular transport.